AUGUCAGCUUCAAGAUUAUCAACAUUGCUUGGGAAGAGCAUCUUGAGACCAGCACCCAUCAAUGCCAGUCGACGUAUGGCAUCCACAUUGAGAUUGCCAAGAACAUCUCUGCUUCAGAGAGCCGAUGUAUCACCGCCAUACCCUAAGAAGCCCAGCUUCACUACAAGUCCAUACAACGAAGCCAUGGGCAACAUCAAAUCGCAAGCCAAGAUGGUGGCCAAGAUAACAGGUUAUACAGUCGUUUCAGUAACUACAGCUGUUGCAUUUGUGUGGCAAUUAACGCAUUGGUAUAUUGAAUGCAUGAUGUCUCCUACACCACCAGAACUUGGCUAUCAAGCUCGAAACUUGCUCCAUGGUGCCUACAUCCGCGAAACACUUGCUCCCAACUUCGAGGUGGCCUCAUUCUACGUCAGAGAAGCGCUUCGCAUCGCACUCGAGGAAAAGCAGCUGGAGGAAAGCUCGAAUACAGUGAUUCAAUUGCGAUUGCGACUUGCACACGAUGAAGCACAUGCUGGCAACUUGUUGGAUGCCAUUACAGAAUACACACGAUCAUGGAAGCUGUUGAUUGGAAAGGGAGACCACACAAGAGAAGCCGUCGAAGCAGCAAAACACAUUGGCGAUCUCUACCUGCGCAUUUCAGACUAUGAGCAUGCGGAAGAGUUUUUAGCCUGGGCUCUGCACAACGCUCAAGACGAUAAUACAUUGAAAUCCAAAAUCACAUUGACAUUAGCCAGCUUAUAUGCAUUACAGCGCAACUACCAGUUAGCAUUGCCAUUACUCAGCGAGACAUUAAAGACUGUGCCAGAGACGGAUGCUUGUUUGAGAGCCAUUGUGCAGAACCAGUUGUCAGAGGUCAUGUUUGGGCUAGGCAAGGUGGAUGAAGCUAUGGGUUGGGCUCAAGCUGCUAUCAAUGCUAGUGCAUCUGAUCUGAAAAAUCAAGAUUGCUUGGAAUGUGGCGGUGUUGCUUCCAACAACUUGGGCAAGAUGUUGGAAUUGAAGGGAGAGUUUGAUGAAGCAUUAGAAUAUUACAACCAGGCUGUUAACUAUUCUCUCUCAGUGCAUGACUCAGAGAGUAGGGAUAGAUAUAUUUUGAAUCACGAAAGAGUUAAAGAAAUGCUAAAGAAUAAAACCGAAUAG
Messenger RNA from Mucor velutinosus, 1137 nucleotides. RefSeq lists its product as uncharacterized. The record is from RefSeq and is a predicted model, not a curated record. Gene Ontology annotation, biological process: cilium movement. Gene Ontology annotation, cellular component: cilium. The transcript has a single exon. NCBI's taxonomy places the organism in Eukaryota, Fungi, Mucoromycota, Mucoromycetes, Mucorales, Mucoraceae. Bases 1 to 1137 code for a protein of 378 amino acids. Gene Ontology annotation, molecular function: protein binding.